Molecule: messenger RNA, 501 nt
Organism: Cercopithifilaria johnstoni
Lineage: Eukaryota; Metazoa; Nematoda; Chromadorea; Rhabditida; Onchocercidae
Source: the annotation of a GenBank genome assembly
AUGCAAACAAUCUUGGUAUUUCUGGUGAGUGCAGUUUUAUUGUGGUGGGGAUGUUGCAAUCGAUCAGUUAAUCACAAUAAGACACCUCAGAACCGUUUAGCUGCCUCGGAUGAAACCGGAGCUGCAACAAUGCCGGUGAAUAGUGUAACACAAACUUCUAAAACAGCUGGCGAUGAAGCAUUAUCGAAAUCACGAUCAGUUCCUCAUCUAUUGUCCGAAAAAUUGGUAGAAGCAACACAGCCAGAAACCAUGAAAGUGAUUCCUCAAUCAUGUUCGAAAUCAAAAUCGUUAAAAUUGAAGAAAAAUUUGGAUCAGUCACAACCUGAAGAUGUUAUUGUUCCACGUAAAGGAGAGCAAGAUUCAUUUGCUACGCAUAUUCCCAAGAAAAGAGUUGCUAAAAGAAGCACAGAGAUUAAAUCAAGGCCACCAGUACGCUGCGAUCGCGAUGACUACAAGACAAUUCCAGCACAUAUGUUACCCUCUUCAACUGAUGACCUUUAA